Capra hircus (goat) is the source of this 915-nucleotide messenger RNA. RefSeq names its product F-box only protein 27-like. Bases 1 to 915 code for a protein of 304 amino acids. Gene Ontology annotation, molecular function: protein binding; ubiquitin protein ligase activity. Gene Ontology annotation, cellular component: cytoplasm; SCF ubiquitin ligase complex. NCBI's taxonomy places the organism in Eukaryota, Metazoa, Chordata, Mammalia, Artiodactyla, Bovidae. The record is from RefSeq and is a predicted model, not a curated record. The transcript has 5 exons. Gene Ontology annotation, biological process: glycoprotein catabolic process; SCF-dependent proteasomal ubiquitin-dependent protein catabolic process.
AUGACUGUCUACGAGGGCAAAAGACCGGCAACCAAACCUGGAGAGGAGACCAUGUGUACCUCAGCCUCCACAAACUGGCCAGUCGGUGUUUGCUCUCUGAAGCCCGAACCCAAGGAGACCCCGGGCCCGAACCAACUGCCCAUCGAGAUGCUUCAGGAGGUGCUGAGCUACCUGCCCCCACGCACGCUGCUCCGGCACUGCCGCCUGGUGUGCCGGCGCUGGCGAGACGUGGUGGACGGCUGGGGCCUCUGGCGGAGCAUCCUGCCCUGGAAACACCCCGACCUGUGGCCCGUCAUCCGCACCUGCCUGCCCCCUGCUGACGCCCCCGGGCCCUGCAUCCUGGGCCGCUUCUGCGAGCGCAGACCCAUAGGACGCAACCUCCUCCGGAACCCUCGUGGCCUAGGUGGGAGUCCAGGAAAGAGGUCUUACUCCAGGGAGAAGGUGGGAGGGGCCAGACGCAUGAGGCGCUCGGACUCCGUGAACCGGGUGGAACUGGAUCCCAAGAGAAGAGCGGGAGUUUCCCCAAAGGAAACCCCCAGGCGGUAUCACAAGAAGCAGGUGUUGGACCUGGAGAAGGAGGGUCUGUGGCGCGAACUCCUGGAUAGUGGAAACAUUGAGAUCUGUGUCUCUGACUGGCGGAACGACCGACAAGGAAUUGACUGCAUAUAUCAGCUAACUGUCCAUCUUCUAGAUGCCAGCCAGGCCAUCCUGGACCAUUUCUCUCCACUGCCUUUUCCCAUCCGGCGUAGUCGAAACAGUGUCUCUUCUCGGGCCAGCCACGUGUUCUCCAACAUCAAGAAGGGUGUUCGCUUUGUGUCUUUUGAACGCCACAUCUGGGACUUGGAGUUCAGAAAUGAGCAGUAUGGAGUCUCUCUGAUGAACUCCAGUGUCAUCGUGCGGGUCUGUCGACCCUAA